GAAUCUGAAACAAAGACUGAUUCUCGCGAUUUCCACGAAUCGUAGUAGUAAACCCGAAUGCUGAAUAAGAGCUGAGCUCUUUUUCCUGGCGAAACGUGAGCUGAUCCAAAACACAAACAGAAAGAGGAUUUUUCGGAGAUAUUGGACGAAUUAUAGAGAUAUAACAAGAGGAACAUGGACACAUACAGCAUCGUCGACUAUUAUGCGUACCAAACGCAGCGGGAGUGCGGUUAUUGCAAUAGACCAAACACCAAUUGUAAUCACGGUAUGUGGGCACAGCUUUUGUCGGUGCAGGAUUAUCAGAAUUUGAUUGAUAGAGGAUGGCGUCGAAGUGGAUGUUACUGCUACAAGCCUACAUUGGAUAAAACCUGCUGUCCUAUGUACACGAUAAGAUGCGAGGCUCUUGAUUUCAAAAUAACUAAAUCUCAAAAGAAAAUCCUCAAGAGAAUGGGCAAGUUCUUAAGGAACGAACUGCCUUUAGAUAAAAUAACCAAUGAUUCUAUUAUAGAUACACCCGAUAACAUAGAUACAAACAACUUGGAAGCGAGAAUUUUUGAGGACCAUCGUUUGAGAGCAGAGGAAAACAUUUCCCAAAUGAAAGUGGAGAGUAUGGAAGGCAAGAUCGAGAAUCGGUUGGGAAUUUGUCAGGAAGAAGAGUUGUCCAAUCAGUCGAGACAAGAUUUGAGUACCCAGAAAGUCGAUGUACCAUUUUUGGAAAAAAAAAGCAGCACGACCCAUGAAGAGAGUAGCACAGGACGUAAAACACUUCAAGAUCCUAGCAAACCACCACCCAAAAAAGCGAAGCUUAUGAGGGUGGAGAGAAAAAAAAAGAAACUUUUGGCACAGGGAAAAUCCCCUGAAGACAUUGAUAUUCUCUUCAAAAGUAACAAGCAAAUUAUUGUUAAGAGCGUGGAAGAUUUGUACGAUGAGAUUCAUGGUGGCGUUAAGAAGCUAGAGACAAAAUUGGUGCGAGUCAUGUCGGACGAGUUCCUCGAGACUCUCGAUGUUAGUGCGAGCUUGUACAAAAAAUAUCAAAUGGCAAUUCACAAAAAUGAACCUGAGGAGUGCAGUAAACAAUUUUUUUUCAACUUCUUAGUCAAAAGCCCGUUACAACCGUACAAGCCCGAAAACGGACCGCCCCAAGGAUACGGGUCCUUUCACGAACAGUAUUGGCUCGACGGUAAAUUGAUAGCUGUCGCGGUUAUCGACGUUUUGCCAAUUUCCGUUUCGAGCGUAUACUUUUUUUACGAUCCAGAAUACUCGUUUUUGUCCCUUGGAACAUUUAGUUCCCUUCGAGAGAUUUGUCUGACGAGACAAUUAAACAAAUUGGCAUCCGCGCUGAAAUAUUACUACAUGGGAUUCUACAUUCAUUCGAACGUGAAAAUGCGUUACAAGGCAAAAAUAAGACCUUCGAAAUUGCUCUGUCCGGAGACUUACGUAUGGUGCGAUAUUGAUCGUUCGAUUGCGAAGCUCGACAAGGAAAAAUACAGCAGGCUAAACGAGGACAUUGACGCGAUCGACAUCGACGGCAUCGUGGAUAUUGAAAAAGUAAAAAUAUUGAGUAGCAAUGGAGUGAUGAAGUACAGAUCGUACGAGCAUCGAAGCGAGGAAGAGGACGAGUCGGUGCGCGAAUACGCGAAACUUGUGGGCAUGAAGUGUGCUCAAAAUAUGAUACUUUAUCGCAAAUAAGCGGAGGGUCAUCUCAAAGUCGUUCUCCGGAAGAAGGAUUAUUGAAACAUUGUAGCAGCCUGCGAGAUUGUUUUUAAAGAUUCUUUUCCUCACGUUGAGAUAAAUAGAAUGACGAAAAAGAAGGGAAUUGAAGAAA
Molecule: messenger RNA, 1825 nt
Organism: Venturia canescens
Lineage: Eukaryota; Metazoa; Arthropoda; Insecta; Hymenoptera; Ichneumonidae
Gene: Ate1
Product: arginyltransferase 1
Exons: 8
Coding region: 175-1689 (504 amino acids)
Biological process (GO): protein arginylation
Cellular component (GO): cytoplasm
Molecular function (GO): arginyl-tRNA--protein transferase activity
Source: RefSeq, a predicted model, not a curated record